Messenger RNA from Glossina fuscipes, 1990 nucleotides. RefSeq names its product transcriptional protein SWT1 (gene Swt1). The coding region runs from base 340 to 1935 and encodes 531 amino acids. The transcript has 7 exons. Gene Ontology annotation, cellular component: nucleus. NCBI's taxonomy places the organism in Eukaryota, Metazoa, Arthropoda, Insecta, Diptera, Glossinidae. The record is from RefSeq and is a predicted model, not a curated record.
UUUAAAGCGGAGCCUGAAGUACUGAUAACUUUGAUUGCGGCCUUAACUUUAGCUGGUUUCAUCAAUCUGUCAAAUUUCAUUUUCAUUUUGUUUCAAAUUUCAGUCUAGGUUGUAAAAUGUAAAACGCGCUAAGAACGUGAUUUUUUAUUUUCUCAUUAUGUGAUAUCAAUUUUUUCAACUUAAUAUAAAGAAUUUGCUUAUUCGCGUUUAUUUGUGCAAACACCGAAUAUGGACACUGACAGUUAACAAGUGUACAUAAAAAAAACAAAAAAACAUUUUCUUGCAGUGACAAUAGAGAUAAAAUUCGAAGAAUAUUGUGAACGUGAAUCAACAGAAUAAAUGGCAUCGCAACAGACAGAUGGAGAAGACUGGGUGAAAUGCUCAUCUAAAAGUUAUCCUGGACGGCAUUAUCUGUUCAACAAAUCAACUGGAGAAAAAAAAUGGAUUAGUAAUGAAGUGACCGCCAAAAAUGAAGCAACGCCUAAAUUGCCCAGAAUAAAAACGCCAGCUCAAGAUCGUCUAAAACGGUUGCAAGCCAAUCUUAAAAUAAAUCAAUUAAAAUCUCCAGUUAAACCAAAUCGUUUUUCCCGAAAGUCCCUACAUAUUGAACUAAAUCCACAAGAAUCGUGUACGGGCGAAAUUAGCAGCAGAAACUCUUUACCUUCCAUUGUUGACAAAGAUGACGGAGAAGUCGUAAUAUCAACUCCGGUAAAACGGGACAAACGUAAAUCAUUGGUUGAAGAGCAUAUACCGAAAAAAAUGUUAAGAAACGCGGAGUCUGUAGCAAUUCCCGGAAUUCCCGAAACUUCGAAAAAUAAUGAAAUGAAAGCGCCGAAAAGUUUGAAUAAGAAAACCUGGUCGAACUUUACUACAAAUUUCGCAAAUAAAAUAAAAGAAUUUUACAAAAGACAAGUUGCUCCUAUUAUGGGUAAAACGACGGAGUCAGGAAAGAGUAUUGGGAAAGACAGAGAAUUGUCAAAAGACACAAAGGAAACUGUGAACGCUUUAAAGGAUUUGAAUGCAAUAAAAUCUACAAAAUCUUUAGGUGAACUACGUAGCCCUACAGACGUUGUCGGCUAUAAAAAAGGAACGGCCAAUAAACGUUUGAAAUGUUUACGUGAAACGUUGCAACGGCGGGCAUCAAGUGAAACUGAACUAGACGUGCUAUCAUCCUCCGGCUCUCCCCUAAAAAAUCAUACUGAAAGCAAUGAUUUUCCCACCAAUGUAAUAAUAUCAACAUAUGACGAACCUAUGGACUGGGAUCCCGUGGAUAUCGCAGAACCCAAAGAGACAUCCGUCACCAGAAGAAGUUUGCCGGCUUUAUCUAAACAAAGAUCUCAAAAUAUCGCUAAUUCGAAGUAUGAGUCCAUAGGAGACAUUUAUGAUGCUGUUAACGAAAAUCUUUUGCGCAUCUCUGCUGAAAAGAACAAUGACGGGAUAAAUAACAAUAGCAGAUGGCUUCACCAAUAUUAUUAUUUUAUAUUGGACACAAAUGUGCUCUUACAGAAUUUAUCCUUCGUUGAAGAUCUUAGCAAUUUCAAAUUAUGUGAUACCGAAGGCACAGUCUUGUUUAUCCCUUACUGUGUUUUACAGGAAUUAGAUAGAUUAAAGCACAGGUCUGGCAGUCAAGAAGGGGUGAAAACUUUGGCAAUACGUGCCAUCAAAUAUUUGAAUGAAAAAUUUGAAAGUAAAUCACUACAUCUACAAGCGCAAAAUGCUAUCGAUGAGCGUAAGCAUUUAAUAGACGUCUCUUCACCCGACGAUAGUAUUAUCAACACGUGCUUACAAGUGAAGAAGCAUAUAAAAAAUGUCCUGUUUUUAACCGAAGAUGUCAACUUACGAAACAAAUCAAUAUGCAAUAAUAUUCUAGUGUCUACAAAAUCCGACUUAUUAACUAAGCAUUACAAUAUCACGCCCUAUAAUAACAAAUCAUGACGAUUAUUUUGCUCAUGUAAAUGUAUGUAAACACCUUAAUAUAUUUCCUUCUUGA